AUGUUGCUAGGUGAACUUAAAGUUCACCUUAUUGUCCAUGAAGUUCACCUACUAAAGAUAGCUACUCCUCCUCUAGCUUUAGUGGUUGUUAUUGCUAUGGUGAAGCCCAAGAGCUUUAUACAUCAUCAGACUUCUUCUAGUCACAGUGGGCCUAAAUCCCAACAAAUAGUGGCUAGGUUGGUCCGAGCUCCACUAGGGAUGUAG
Molecule: messenger RNA, 204 nt
Organism: Sphenostylis stenocarpa
Lineage: Eukaryota; Viridiplantae; Streptophyta; Magnoliopsida; Fabales; Fabaceae
Source: the annotation of a GenBank genome assembly